AUGAUUCGUUUACGUGAUGUGGCUAAAGAAUAUUUGGAAAACUCUACAUUGCAUGGAGCACGUUUCAUUGUGGACAAGGAAUUGUCCUGGAUAGAAAAGUUAUUUUGGGUAAUGUGUCUGGUGGCCUCGUGGUUUGCCUCAUGGAAGCUGAUAAAGGUGUCCUUGGAUGCCUUUGAAAACAAUUCCAUUAGUUUUGGUGUCGAAUCCAGUUAUCGUGACUGGGAGACGAAUUUUCCAGCCAUUGUGGUGUGUGAAUCCAAGAAUAUGGAUCGCAUACAAGAAGUUGCAGAACAACUUUGGGGUGCUGAUCACGACUUCACAUUGGAGGAGGUCUUGAGUGAAAUUGCCUUCUUUCGUGGUGAAUCGUAUCACACGGUACAUGAGUGUGGCGGAGAAGAACCUUCAGAGAAUUGUUUCUAUAGCAAUUUCUCAUAUUAUGCCCAGUUGGUGCGGAGCAGUUGUGAGAAUACCAUCAAAAAUUGUAUGUGGAACAAUAAACCAUUUCAGUGUUGUAAAUUUUUCCAUCGCAUGGAAACCGAAUUGGGGCUGUGCUAUGCCAUUAAUUCGCUGCAGGCGGGAAAUAAUGGUGGUCCUAAACUGAAUAUGUGGUCGAAUCGUUAUACUGGACCCGGGAAUUUGAAAUUAGAUAUACACACAGAGGCAGUGGUUUUCAUUCUCGGCGAGGAAGAAGUUCCCACCUUGGUUACCCCCAAAACGGACUAUCUCAUAGUUAGUCCUUAUAUAUCAUUUGUUCGUCACAUUGCCAAACAUGACAUCCAAAAUGACGAGGAGAUUCGCGAUACGAAAAUCUCUCAACGCAAUUGCCGUUUCAAUGAUGAAAAUAAUUUAGAUGUACAUCGCUAUUACAGCUACAGUGCCUGUACGGUGCAGUGUCGCAAGGAUAGGCAGCUGGAGUUGUGUAAUUGUUCCAGUCACUUGGCUCCGAAUACACCCAGUCAUCAAAUGUGCAAUAUGGAUGGUCUGGAGUGUCUAAAUCGUAAUUACGAAGAUUUAUCGGUGAUUAUUGCGAAGUGGUCGAAGAGUCGUCGUGGUUUGGUGUGUGAUUGUUUGCCAUCGUGUACGGAAGUGGAUAUCACAACGGCGGUGGAUAGUAAAGAUAAUAUUUACAGCCAAAUUCCGUAUUCAAAGGUGGAAAUAGCUUUGGUCGAAUUACCAACGGAACGUUAUAAACGAAAUUUGGUUCGAGAUAAAUUGGAUUUGGUUGUAUCAAUCGGCGGAACUACGGGCCUAUUUGUGGGUGCUAGCCUAUUGAGUUUUGUGGAGAUCUUAUAUUAUGCCACUAUACGUCCUUAUGGCAGCAUGAUGGCCAAGAAGCGAAUGUUAAGGCAGCAAAGGCAACAGCAAUGA
Molecule: messenger RNA, 1368 nt
Organism: Musca vetustissima
Lineage: Eukaryota; Metazoa; Arthropoda; Insecta; Diptera; Muscidae
Product: sodium channel protein Nach-like
Exons: 8
Coding region: 1-1368 (455 amino acids)
Biological process (GO): sodium ion transmembrane transport
Cellular component (GO): membrane
Molecular function (GO): ligand-gated sodium channel activity
Source: RefSeq, a predicted model, not a curated record